AUGAUCGAAAAAAUAUCUUAAAAAUGCAAAGAAUUAUUUCUGCAGUCUGAUAUUUAUGGGUAGAGCGUUAUUAUUCAUUUAGGCAAAAAGAAAUAUCACUAAACUUAUGUUGGUUCGUGUUUUACUUUACUAACAGCCAUAAUUAUGGGAGUAGCUUUAUUCUAUUUAAUGUAAGAGUUCAUAUAAAAAUAAGAUCCAACGGUCAUAUCAUUAGAAGCUAUGAUUAGUGAUGGAAAUAAUUACUUAGAUUAGAUUAAAAAAAUUAAGUUUGGAAUUCAAUUCUUUGAUGAAUCAGCGAGCAUAAUUACAGAAGAAUAGGAGUUAUAAAAUAUUCAAGAGUCUAUCAGUUUUAAAUUAUGCUCUGAAGAAGAUUAUACCAAAUGUGUUUAAAUACCUACAAUGAAUGUAGAACUAGACAAUACCUAGGAAGAUCUAAACUCUAAAUAUAUUUAACCAAAUUUAAGUUAUGUCGAUUUUGAAUAAUUUUUGCUGUAGAACAUCAAUAAAUUAAGCUAAUGGAGUUUAUAGAUCUUCAUAGAAUAAAAUAUUUCUUUAACUUAAGCAAAAUACUGGUAAAUAACUUGCUUUGACUCGUAUAUUGAUAUAUAAAAUUAUGAAAAUCCAGUUUAAACUUUUAGGAGAAAUUAUUUUAUGUAUUUAUAUGAUAAUAAAACUCAUUAUCAGUUUGAUUUCCUAAAUGUAAAUGUUCAAACAGAUAAAGGCAUGAUGUAUGAAGACAUAACAAAAUAGGAAUAUUUAACAAUAAAAGAUACUAGCUUUUCAACUCUUUCAAAUGAUUAUCUUUACGCUUAGUGUGUAGAAAUUAUAUUAGAUAGGAAGCUAAAGGUUGUAAAAAGAAGUUAUCUUAAGAUAUAAAACAUUCUUACGUAAAUUGGUGGUCUUAUCAAAAUUGUAGUUUUAUUCUUUUAAUUUGUUUCAUCCCCGCUUAUUAAAUUAUCAUUACAAUUAGAGUUAGUUAACUCUGUAUUUUAGUUUGAAGACCAAGAGAAUAUUAUUGAUGAGAAUUAAUAGAGCAAAUCUAAAAACUCAAAAUAUGUGGAUGAUAAGGCAGAUAGUAUUAUGUAUAACGAUAACUCAAAUAAAAAUUAAUAGUAAUAAAAUAAUCUAACUGAGUUUUCAAGGAAUAGAUUUUUUAAAUUGACGUUAAAUUUAAAUAAAAACGCAAAUAUUCAUUAGGAUUAGUAAAACUGUACUAACUAGAAAACAAUAGAAGAGUGUGUAAUAAUAAAUAAAAAGAAUAGCAAAUCAGAAAUAGAUCAAAUUGAAUAAAACAAUUCUUAUAAUAGCACCAUUAAUGCUUAGAAAAAAAAUAGUAUUUUUAAGCUGGAUCAACUUCAAUCUCUCAAUUUAGCUCAGACUGAUAUUAAGCAAAAUCCAUAACUGUCAUUCUAAAAAUAGCAAAAUAAAUUAAAAAAUAAGCAUGAUAACUCUCUUAAAUCAAUGAAUUGCUCAGCUGGUGUAUUUGGCCCAAAAGAGAUGAAUAAUAAUAUUAAUAAUCAAAGCGCAAUUUAGAACAUAAUGAGCUUGUCUUAGAAUUAAAAUCAUGUUGCAGAUGCCUCUCUAUUUUCUCCAAAAACAUAGAGAAAUAAAUCUCAUUCAUUGUUCUAACAAAACUAUUAAAGUAACCAUGGAUUUUAGACAAACUUAUAAAUGUUAAAAGGUUCUGAGGAAGCUAAUAAAGCUAAACUAAUUAAAAAGCUAGUGCAUUAAAAGCUCACCAAAUUAAGCAUGAGAAACUCUAGCUAACCUGACUCUCCACUUUAGAGUGUUGAAAUGGAAUAAGCUAGAGACAUGGUUAAGGGUAAAAAAAAUGAAGGUUUCAAUAGCAUUUUUAUCAAACUUUUCAAAAAUGUGACUCAUAAUUAUUUAGUGAUGAAGUUUUUAGACAAAAUCAAAUAUCUCUUAAAAAUAAAAUUCAACAAGCGACAGCAACUUAAGUUUUCUAUGGACAAAAUAAGCGAACGCUUAGAUAUUAUCUUUAUAAUUAAAAAAAUUGUUGAAAUAGAUAAACUGAAAAUGAUUUUAUUUGACUAAAAUUAGCUUAAAAUAUUUGAAUAUCUACCUCGCCCUAUAAUUAAAUUUGAUCCUUACACUAUAGAGGAAAAUGAUAAAUUAAAAAUGGAACAAAAUAGAAUUAAAAAUUUAGAUGGGAUUAAAAAUGCAAAUCAUUCCAUUCAAGAAAAUAACUACAGUGAUGAUGCAAAUAAUGUCCACGAGUUAUGGUAGCAUGCCCUAAUUGAAAGUGAUAAGCCUUACUUUUAGAAAGUUCAUGAAGCAGCUAAAGCAUAUGAAACGCUAAUCAAAAAAGAAAGCAAAGAUAUUUAUGAUAUGCGUCUUUUAUAAUUUCUUGACAACAAAAGAAGAGAUUAUUUUGAAGAGAUGCUUAAACCAAGCUCUCCCUCAGUUACCAGCUAAAAUUAAAAACUGUAAGAUUACAUAAAUAAAAGAAAUCAUUAUCCUGGAAACGAACCAGUUUUAGAUUAAAUACCAGAAAAUUAAUUUUCUAAUAAAUAAAUAACACUUUAAAAUGUAAAUAUUCCAAUAAAUGGAAGUUUGAUCUUAGGUAAGUCUCUAAGUUAAAAUGGUAUGCAAUAAAAUGUAGAUAAAUAGACUAGUUUAAAUCAAGACCUUAAAGAAAUGAAUUACUAGGAUAAUGGUAAAAAUAUGUAGACGGCUAUUUAAAAUUAAAAUUAUUUGAAAUAAAAAAAUACCAGUGAAUAAAGUUAGCUUUAAAUUUCAAUUAAUCAAAGUUAAGAUUUUUAUGAAGGAGAUUAGAAGUAUUUACCUUCAAUUAAACAAAUAGAUUUUAUGGAUUAAAUUAAUAAAUUCAUGCAAUAGAAAGAAAUAAUUAACAAAUUAUGA
Molecule: messenger RNA, 2883 nt
Organism: Tetrahymena thermophila SB210
Lineage: Eukaryota; Ciliophora; Oligohymenophorea; Hymenostomatida; Tetrahymenidae
Product: MIZ zinc finger protein
Exons: 2
Biological process (GO): reciprocal meiotic recombination
Cellular component (GO): nucleus
Molecular function (GO): double-stranded DNA binding
Source: RefSeq, a predicted model, not a curated record